Molecule: messenger RNA, 3035 nt
Organism: Nomia melanderi (Alkali bee)
Lineage: Eukaryota; Metazoa; Arthropoda; Insecta; Hymenoptera; Halictidae
Gene: Dhod
Product: dihydroorotate dehydrogenase 2
Biological process (GO): pyrimidine ribonucleotide biosynthetic process; 'de novo' pyrimidine nucleobase biosynthetic process
Cellular component (GO): mitochondrial inner membrane; cytoplasm
Molecular function (GO): dihydroorotate dehydrogenase activity
Source: RefSeq, a predicted model, not a curated record
ACGAAAAUCGCUAAUUACUCAUUAAUUAUAACUCGAGUGUGAUCUCAAAUUAAUGUAUAGAAUAAAUAAGAAAAAAAUAGAGCUUAAUUUUUAUUAAAAAUCAUAUUAUUUAUUUAUCAUUGAUGAAAUACAUAUAAUGCAAUACAUAACAGAGUACAGGAUUUCAAUAAUAGAAUAUAUUACACUAAGUACAAUUAAUAGUUUUAUGUAACCGGUAACUUUCAUGUUACCGAUCGCUCUUAUCACCGAUUGUCAUUUAACUUUCAACUUUGAUCGGUAGAAUGCGGUGACGUUUGUGUGUAACAAUGUGGCCGGACGCUGUUAAACUUGAAUUACAAAGUUUAAAUAAAUCUUGCAAAAAAUAUGGUUUAACGUUUUAAAGUCAUUUAAUUCGCAACACUUUAUACAGCAAGCAUCAUGUUAUACUCCUUAAUCGAAAUUUGUGCAUACAGUCGCACAUAACCUCAAAGAUACAUUUAAAUGUAUCUUGUAGAAAGAAAUUGUACUUAUCCGACUAACUUAUUAAAUGGCUCGAGGUUUGAGUAGCAAAGAAAAGCUCAAGUCGCUGUUGACAGUGACCGGUGCAGCCGUAACUUUGUUCAGUGGUAUUUGCAUAUACCAAGGGGAUGAGAAAUUCUACAAUAAAUACGCUCUACCAUUAAUCCAACUUGUAGACCCAGAAUUCGCUCACAAUGCUGCCAUUAAAGUUUUAAAGUACCGUCUCUUAGGUAAACAAAAAUCAGAAGACCCGCCAUCCCUCAGAACGAACGUAUGGGGUCUGCAGUUUAAAAAUCCAUUAGGAAUGGCAGCCGGCUUCGACAAGCAAGGAGAAGCAGUGGAAGGCUUGCACAGAAUAGGGUUUAGUUUCGUAGAAAUAGGAUCGGUAACACCAAAGCCACAGUCCGGUAACCCGAAACCAAGACUGUUCAGAUUAAAAGAAGACAACGCAGUCGUCAAUAGGUAUGGUUUCAACAGCGAAGGACACGACGUUGUAUGGCAACGUUUAAAGAAACUCAAGGACAACAGAUCCUUCCACGGUAUCGUUGGAGUGAACCUGGGGAAGAACAAGACAAUGGAAGAUGCGGCUCAGGACUACAUAGACGGCAUUAAGAAGUUCUCCGACGUGGCUGACUACUUUGUGAUCAACGUGUCCAGUCCGAACACUCCCGGAUUGAGGUCCUUGCAGAGCAAGAAUGAUUUAGAACAAUUGUUAACAAGAAUAAACGAGGUCAGGCAUUCAAUGCAGAGCAAACAGCCGUUGCUCUUGAAGCUCGCCCCGGAUCUGUCAGACUCAGAGAAGCAGGACAUCGCGGACGUGAUAUCGAAGGAGAAAACGAAAAUAGACGGCUUGAUAUUGUGCAAUACCACCGUCACGCGAAACAAUUUAGUAAGCCCGCUCCAAGGAGAGGAGGGAGGUCUCAGCGGAGCUCCUCUGACCGACAUGUCCACCGCGAUGAUCUCCGACAUGUACAGACGGACCGGCGGUACCGUCCCCAUCAUCGGCGUGGGUGGAGUCUUCACCGGAGCGGACGCUUACGACAAGAUCCGAGCAGGCGCGUCUCUGGUUCAACUGUACACGUCGUUCGCGUACCAGGGACCGCCGGUGGUGACGAAAAUUAAGCGGGAACUGAACGAGAUACUCGAGCAGCACGGCCUGGACUCCGUCAAAGACGCGGUCGGCAAAAACGUGUUGCAUCGAGAUUAUUUCUGUACAUAGUUUGUCGCGUGGCAUCGACAAUAAAGUAAUCCACAGACGAUUGUAGCUCUCAGCAAUGAGUUUCUGUAACAUUUAUUCGAGUAACUGGGUUAUGGAAACGUGUAUCUCUAGUAUCCGUGCAAUCCUCGCACACGUGUCUUAUUAGUAGAACUAUCCAGAAGCGCCGGCGUAUGAUUAUGGAUACCUGUUUCGUUCUGCUGUUGUACGGCGACCAGGUCAUACGACGUGUGACGCGUACGCUAUGGUUAAUACUCGCUGGUAAUGUCAUCUCCGCGGAACAAGUGGUUACAAUAAUUAAUUACGAUUGUCCGUCGCAGCUACCCGGAUCGCAGACUUCGUUAACGCAUUGAGUGCGCCGAUUUUGCUAUACUCUCCGCUCGGCAGCGCGCGAGCGUUCGAUGCCGAACGCUAAACUAGUCCUGCAUUCGUGUAAUUGCAUCAAUGAAAAUUGACAUAAGCGUUUACAGAGUAAUGUUUAUAAAAUUCAAUGUGCGUCGAAUUGACGCGUACCGUAAAUCUAGCGUUAAUAGCUAAUCUCGAUACCAGCCUUUGUUACGUCACAAGUAUCUAAAUUCUCAUAGCGUUAACGUUACUCUCCAGUUUCCUGUUUCUUUUCUAAGGAUCGACCAGUUCCGAGGGUAGAAGAGGUUAAGGAGAAGCUAUUAACAGAACUACUUUAUGUUUUUGGUACCGUCUCGCCUGGCAAACGCUUCGCCGCUAACAAUUAACAUAUAAAUUAAAUAAUCGACGCGUUGCCAUGGUUCUCUGUGUUAGAGGUGUCCGCUGACGCGAGUACGGUCGCUUGGAAGCUGGAAAGCGUGGAGUGGAAUUGAUUUCGUUGUCGGUUCUCGCGCGGUUCGUAUACGAAUUAAACGUUUCAGGUACACGGGUACGACAAUGUCGGCGGGUCGCAACGUCAGGAGGCAUCAAUGUAAACCAAGGUUCCCGCCCAGGCCCUGCUCCUUCCUCCAUUGGGCCAGACGAAUAGCGUACCAAGCCUGUAACAGAGGAAACCUGGUUACUCUGGUAGAAAAAGGUGCCUUAGUUAAUAAUAGAACUAUCGUGUAUUUAAUACGAGUAACUCUUUCAACUCUGUAGGCUCCAGUAUUGCACCAGGAAGAGUAUUAGAUAUUUUAAUGAAUCUUAAAGAAACUACCCUGUGAUUAUCAGAUUUUUCACGCAAAGGACUAGAAAAUGUUAUAGCAUUUCUCAUUUUUGCCGGGGAUACUAUAAAAAUUAGUUGCAGUUGCUGAUAAAUUACAAAACCAUCUGGAGUGUUAAGGGUUAAUAUAUAAUCUCCAUAAAAAUUCUAACAGAU